Messenger RNA from Penicillium angulare, 657 nucleotides. RefSeq lists its product as uncharacterized. The record is from RefSeq and is a predicted model, not a curated record. NCBI's taxonomy places the organism in Eukaryota, Fungi, Ascomycota, Eurotiomycetes, Eurotiales, Aspergillaceae. Bases 1 to 657 code for a protein of 218 amino acids. The transcript has 2 exons.
AUGGACGAUUUAAGGCCAAAGUGGAUUCAGAUACUUGCAAAAGCCCGCAUUUCGGAGCCCCUCGAUGUAACACCGGUCCGGAAAUAUGAGUCUAUUACGGAAAUUUCUUUAUCCUGUACCCUCGUAUAUGCUCGCUUCAAGGGCACUAUUGAAGGGGGAACUGAGCUAGUUUGCAUUCCACUCACAGAAGAAUGGCCAGACGAUACUCACAAAAUAGCCUGCGUGAGGGAUGCUCUUCGUAUGAUGGCAGAAACAAUCCCCGUUAACAUGAGGCAAAAGCCCGCUGCUUAUUGCUUAAUGAAGCUUCUUAGCUUGCAGCCCCAACGCAAUGAUCUUGCUUGUCUGCCUCCUCUAUCUGCCGAUUUGUGCCGUCUACGUCAGGACUGCAAAAAAUUACACGAAGGCAAAGCUUCAGUGGAGGAGAUUGUGGACUCAGCGUUGCAGUAUCUUUCGCGAGCAACAAUACUGAAACUAGCGCUGGUGUUCCGUACAUUCAAUCACUGGUCACUCGAUAUCUCGAUGGAGCUGACUGAAUUCCUCCAACAGCCAGAUAUAGAGACAGUUGAGCAUCUGAAAACUCUUUUUCGAGCUCAUUAUGCUCAAGAUAAUGACGAAUUCACUAUAUUUUUUGUAUGGUGGGGAAUCGAGGAGCGUUGA